AACAAUGAUGAACAAUGUUGAAUGUAGUUGAUUAACAAACAAACAAAAUUCAAUAAUAUAAUUGUAAUUAAUUGAUUGUUCUCAGUAAUAUAAAUACUGAAGUAUUGGUUAGACUUUUAACCAGUUCAAUCAUCUUCAUCAUUAAUUUUUUUUGAGUGAAACAAAUCAACAAUCAAUUUUCUCGACAAAAUGCGAUUCAACAUUUUAUUGAUUUUUACAUUGACAAUCGUUGCGAUUGUUUCGGGUUAUGAAAACAAUCUUGCCCGCAGUUUAAUUACCAAUAAUAAUCGUUUAAAAAAAAUGAUCGAAAAAAAUGCUCAAAAAUAUGGUAAUGAAACGGAUCAAUCGUUUAUCGGACGUAUGCAAACGUUUUCGAGAUAUGUUGAUGAAUUGAUGGUAAAUCUUGAACAAUUUAUGAAAAAUGAAAAACUUAAUGAUAUUGAUCGACCAUUUUUUCAAUCAGUUGAAGAAGAAUUAGUAUUAAUGCAGAAUACGAUUGAAUAUGAAUUGAAAGAUUAUGAAGAACAACAACAACAUCAUCAUCAUCAUGAUACCCAUAAUGAUGAUGAUCAUCAUCAUGGUAAUGAUACCCAUAAUGAUGAUCAAAAAAAAUUCAUUCUUGCCGAUGCAUUGUUCAAAGAUGGAGAAAAUCUUAAAAAACGAGUGGAAAAAGAUUUAAAAAAUCCCAAUUACAAUGCUAACUUGUUGAAAUUAGUUCAAAAAGAUUUUGAAGUUCUUGAUCAUAUGUGUAAUCAUUUGAUAAUGUUUAAAAAAAUUCCUCAAUAUGAUCUUCAUCAAACAUAUCAAUUAUAUCAAAUUGAACAGGAAUCGAUUAUCAUUCAAAAUCGUUUGAUAAAUCGUUUGAUUCAAUUACGAAAAAAAAAUAAAAAUAUUAGCAAUGGUCAUAUUUCUAUCAUGAACAACUAUUCAACUAUGACUGUUAUUAUUAUUGUAUUGUUUAUUAUUUGUAUAUAAAUGUUUGUUUGUCAAUGAAUAAAGAAA
Molecule: messenger RNA, 1002 nt
Organism: Dermatophagoides pteronyssinus (European house dust mite)
Lineage: Eukaryota; Metazoa; Arthropoda; Arachnida; Sarcoptiformes; Pyroglyphidae
Source: RefSeq, a predicted model, not a curated record